Molecule: messenger RNA, 372 nt
Organism: Diuraphis noxia (Russian wheat aphid)
Lineage: Eukaryota; Metazoa; Arthropoda; Insecta; Hemiptera; Aphididae
Product: major centromere autoantigen B-like
Source: RefSeq, a predicted model, not a curated record
AUGGCGAAAGUAUGUCAGCUAGUGACGGUUUUCGACGCGAUGACUACGUUAAAACGAAAACGGUUGUCGCUUCAUGAAAAAUUUGACAUUUUAGAUUACCGAAAAAAUUAUAAAACGUGGGUUGAAAAUGGAAAUGAAGAACGAAAAUUAACGAAAUUAAGGAAAUGUGAAGGCAGUGUGAUUGAUAAAGAACUCUGGAUUAGCAAAACUCGGGAAAAAAAUUUGCCAAUUUCCGGACCAACAAUACAAGAAAAGGCUAAACAACUUGCUGAAGUUCAUGGAUUAAAUGACUUUAAAGCUUCAAACGGGUGGCUUGAAAAAUGUCGAAGAAGGCAUAACAUUUCGUUUAAAUCUAUCUGUGGGGAAGCUUAA